Papilio polytes (common Mormon) is the source of this 1551-nucleotide messenger RNA. Its product is annotated as catalase-like. NCBI's taxonomy places the organism in Eukaryota, Metazoa, Arthropoda, Insecta, Lepidoptera, Papilionidae. The transcript is spliced from 3 exons. Gene Ontology annotation, cellular component: mitochondrion; cytoplasm; peroxisome. Gene Ontology annotation, molecular function: heme binding; catalase activity. Gene Ontology annotation, biological process: hydrogen peroxide catabolic process; response to hydrogen peroxide. The coding region runs from base 1 to 1509 and encodes 502 amino acids. The record is from RefSeq and is a predicted model, not a curated record.
AUGACCCAGCAGGACAACAAAUUCUGCUAUUUAAAGAGAAGACGAAGUGACAAGGGUCCGAUUGGAGUUAUGACGACCAGUGCUGGUGCUCCAAUAGAAUACAAAGACGCUACAGUCACCCUCAACUCUAAUCUUAUAUUUAAUGAAUACUUUAUGGAUUCGUUAACACAUCUUGUACGAGAGCGAAUACCAGAACGUCUUGUUCAUGCGAAAGCAGGCGGCGCUUUCGGUUACUUCGAAGUAACCCAUGAUAUAACUCACAUUUGCAAAGCCAAACUUUUUAGCAGAGUUGGCAAAAAAACACCAGUAGCAGUAAGAUUCUCUCCAGUUGUUGUUGAAAGAGGUGGGAUAGAUACUUCCAGAGAUGCUAGAGGAUUUGCUGUCAAGUUUUACACUGAAGAAGGUAAUUUCGACAUUGUAGGCUUCAAUACACCGAUGUACGUCUACAAAGACCCUCUUCUGUUCUCCACCUUUGUUAGAGCACAGAAGAGAAAUCCAGCUACAAAUCUCAUCGAUGGGAACAUGCUGUGGGAUUUCUUGACGCUGCGACCAGAAAGUUUGCAUAUGUUUCUCUUAGUUUUUGGUGAUCGAGGAAUUCCAGAUGGAUAUCGUCAUAUGCCUGGCUUUGGUAUACACACAUUUGAAGUCGUCAACGAACAUGGAGAAAAAAGUUUUGUUAGAUUUCAUUUUACACCAAAUGCGGGAAUUAAAAAUCUUAGAUCUGAUGAAGCGAUGAAAAUAGCAGCAGUCGAUCCAGAUUAUGCUACAAGAGAUUUAUAUAGAGCUAUAGGUAAUGGAGAUUUCCCUAGUUGGAAAGUUAGUGUACAAGUUUUAUCCCUUCAUGACGUGAAAAAUGCUGGUUUUGAUGUUUUUGAUGUGACCAGAGUUUUGCCUUUAGACGAUUAUCCAUUGAAACCUGUUGGUGUGUUUGUUUUAAAUAAAAAUGCAAUAAAUUAUUUCGCUGAAAUAGAACAGUUAGCUUUUAGUCCUGCAAAUUUAGUGCCAGGAAUUUUGGGAGGACCUGAUAAGGUUUUCGAGGCACGUCGUUUAGCUUACCGCGAUGCCCAGUAUUACCGAUUGGGUGCUAACUUUAACAGAAUCCCUGUGAAUUGUCCUGUUCAAGUGAAAGUCCUGGCUUACAAUCGUGAUGGUAGACCUCCAGUCAAAGAUAAUGAAAGAGAUACACCUAAUUAUUAUCCGAAUUCGUAUAACGGUGCUGCAGCAUAUGUGGAUAAGAAAAGAGCAGAGUUAAUAGAAAUAUACCAAGAUGACCCAAAUAAUUUCAAUCAAGCUACGGAAUUGUACGUGAACGAGAUGACAAAGGAUGAACGAAGUCGUCUUGUUGAAAAUAUACUUUACAGUUUAGGAGGUACGGCAAAAUUCUUACAGGAAAGAGCUGUCAAACUAUUUUCUAUUAUACAUCCAGAUUUAGGAGAUCGAAUAGCAGAAGGUCUAGCGUCAAACAGAACAAAACAUUAUCAUUAUGAUGAUGGAUAUUUUGUUUAUUAAAAUAAUAAGAGACUAUAUUUUGAAUUAUAUUCUAUUAAAAAA